AUGAGUGUUGGACAAACCAUAAUCGGCAACCCCUCCUCCGCCUUCUGGCUCUUUGACGGAACCACCUACGACCUCACCCACCCCGACUCCCCCACAACCCCAUCACCCUCACCCACCAUCCGCCUGCCGACAUCGACGGCCCCGAUCCUCAUCUCCCCGUCCAAGACCGCGCUCGUCAUAGUCGACAUGCAAAACUUCUUCCUCUCCCCGGCGCUCGGCCGCCCCGCCGCCCCCGACAGCCCGGGGAAUCUCGCCGCGCGCAGCCUGCUCGACCACGCCAUCCCCGCCGCGCGCCGCGCCGGCAUCCAAAUCCUCUACCUGAACUGGGGCCUGACGGACGACGACCUGGCCGCGCUGCCUCCCGUGCUCUUCCGCGCCUUCGGCACGAGGCGCGUGGAGCGGCCCCAGGGCGGCGGCGAGGGCGAGGUCGUCUCCCCGCCCGGCCUGGGCGACGACCUGGGCACCGUCACGCUGGCGGACGGCAGCACCGUGCCGGCGGGGAGGAAGCUGGUGCGGGGCCAGUGGAACGCGGCGCUGCACCCGCCGCUGCAGGCCUCGUGCGACGAGUCGCAGCGCGGCCCGCUGCCGGACCGGGUGUUCCACAAGAACCGCAUCUCGGGGUUCCAGUGCGGGCCGUACGGGGCCGCAGCGCCGCCGAUCUACGACUUUCUGAGGCGGCGGGGGAUCGCGACGCUGCUGUUCGCCGGGGUCAACACGGACCAGUGCGUGCUGGGGUCGCUCCAGGACGCGUGCAACGCCGGCUUCGACGCGGUGCUGCUCAGGGACUGCGUCGGGACUAGCAGUCCCGACUUUGCGAGGUUGAUGGUCGAGUUCAACUGUCGGAGGACGUGGGGGUUCGUGGCCGAAGGAAAGGCGUUGACGGGCGCCGUUGAGGAGAUGCUGGCGGGCGGGAUGAAGUGAAAAAAAAAGGUUGUCGCCAUUUCUGAUUUUUUAGGGAUCAAUGCUCGGUUGCGGGCCGUCGGACUCGGUGCGCUGCUGAGCACUUCAAAGCAAGACGUUAUUUGGACUGAAGGCUUUGAAAUGAUUAUGUCCACCCCGAGCCAGCGUGCAUACCCUUUGGAUCCUCGCCCCGGUCACGUCUUGGUGUCGUCUUGGCUGUCUAUCCCAGCAAGCCUUUGAAGCUAUGCACCCUCUUCACGACCUUUUGGUGGUUGUUGUUCGGGACUUUUCUUGCCUACUUUCAUGGUCGAGUUGUGAGGCAUGGGUGCAGAGUAGCUCUCGAUGGUCCUACAAAGUCUGGUCGCGCCUAAUGAAAGGCAGGUGGGAUCUCAUCGAGCGUAUCAAUUCAUCCAACGCCUUUACAGUAUUCGCUGCUGUUCGGGCACAGGCGUUGAACCGAUUUAAUGUCCUCCGCCAGGCUGCAGAAGCGUCAGGCUUUAGUAGUCGAGUGUUAGAGUGUCUCACGUUGAUCCAGUUUUGGUAGUCUUUUAGACAAGGUACCUAAUCUAUUCGGCAACAAUUCAGUAAAUCACCCA
This is a messenger RNA of Pyricularia oryzae 70-15, 1496 nucleotides long. Its product is annotated as isochorismatase. Lineage: Eukaryota; Fungi; Ascomycota; Sordariomycetes; Magnaporthales; Pyriculariaceae. The transcript is spliced from 2 exons. The record is from RefSeq and is a predicted model, not a curated record. Bases 1 to 921 code for a protein of 306 amino acids.